Lolium rigidum is the source of this 474-nucleotide messenger RNA. RefSeq lists its product as uncharacterized. The record is from RefSeq and is a predicted model, not a curated record. Bases 1 to 447 code for a protein of 148 amino acids. The transcript has 5 exons. Lineage: Eukaryota; Viridiplantae; Streptophyta; Magnoliopsida; Poales; Poaceae.
AUGUUAGAUACUCCAGAAAAAUCUCUUGAUGUUGCGGCAUCACACAUUCGGUUGUGCAGCAACAUAGGGUAUGCGCUCAGCGACAAGACUGGCUCUUGGAAAAUUCAAUGGCUAGAAGAUGGUGAUAGCGAUGAUCUACAUAGACCAGUAUGUGUUUUUCUUAGUGGUGGAAGGGCAAUCACGGUGCUACAAAUGUCUGCUAUGGUGAAGAAGAUUCCUCUUGAUCAGCAUAUUGGGAAUCUGCUGGAAAGAAGAACCUCGUGCUUUAUGAGCAUGCUUUUUUAUGUCGCCGAUGUAUGUUCUCACGAUGGGAACCAACUAAUUUGCAGGAAAUUCACUAUCCUCCGAACUGGUACCUUUAAAACUGAUGUUUGUGAACAGGAAAUUGCAGGUAAUAUAGCUCUGGAGUUUAGGGACUACCACGUAGACAAACAGCUGGACCUUUAACUGGUGUUUCUGAACUUUAAAUUAUAC